AGAGAGAUAGAGAUAGAGAGAGACAUAGAGAGAGAGAGAGAGAGAGAGAGACAGAGUAGGGAUUGUGUGAGAGAGAAAGGAGAGAGAGAGUCGUUUGUUUCCGUUUUCUUUUUUCUGUUAAAUAUAUGUGAAACAGAGACAGAAGGCGAUGGUGUCGGACCAGGAAUUAGCGAAAGGGGUGGAGACUGUGCUCCGUCAAUCAGAACCCAACUCCGUCACGUCCUUAGACGGCGUCGUUCAGCAACUCGAAGCGAAGCUAGGGUUAAACCUCUCACACAAGGCAGGCUUCAUUCGUGACCAGAUCAACCUCCUGCUCCGGGCACACCCGACCAGUGUCACAACAACCGCAACCACCAUAGCUGCUACACAACAACGGCCUCCGCCGCCGCCGCUGCCACAGCCACAUCCACAUCCACAUCCACAUCCACAUCCACAUCCGCAACUACAUACUAUGCACCUUGCACAAAAAGACCAUUUUGCCCUCCAACAUCAUCCGCAAUUCCAACAAUUCCCUGUUCAUUUUGCCCUCCAUCCCCACCAACAACACCACCACCAGGUUUUUCCGCAGGACCUCAACUUCCGCCAGCCGCAGCCGCCACCGAAUGCCCCACCGCCCAAGCAGCACCAGCAGCAGCAACGGCAGAGGCAGCAAUCAUCGCCUCUUCCGAAAACCGAGGUCUUCUCCCAAAAUGCCACCCCUGCCCCUUCGGAAUUGUCCAAAGAAAGUGCUCCAGUUGGGGCCAAAAGAAGAGGUGGCCCAGGUGGGUUAAACAAAGUUUGUGGCGUUUCACCUGAACUUCAGGCCGUUGUUGGUGAGCCAGCCUUGCCAAGGACUGAGAUUGUGAAGCAAUUGUGGGCAUACAUAAGGAAAAACAACCUCCAAGAUCCAAGCAAUAAGAGAAAGAUAAUUUGUGAUGAUGCCCUACGAGUGGUUUUUGAGACAGACUGCACUGACAUGUUCAAGAUGAAUAAGCUGCUUGCUAAACAUAUCAUUCCUCUUGAACCUACAAAGGAGGGUGGUCAAGCUAAACGAGUGAAGGUGGAUGUUGAGUCCACAACUGAAAAUACUGAUUCUGGUGCUUCUGUAGUGGUGAUAUCUGAAGCUCUUGCCAAGUUCUUGGGGACCACUGGAGGAAGCGAGAUGACACAAGUAGAGGCUUCCAGGCGUGUUUGGGAGUACAUAAAGGUUAACCAAUUAGAGGAUCCACUGAAUUCGAUGGUGAUAUUAUGUGAUGCAAAGCUCGGAGAGCUUCUUGGAUGUGAAAGCAUUUCUGCAGUGGGGGUAGAAGAGAUGUUAGCACGACAUCAUUUGUUCAAGAAGUCAUGAUGUUUGGCUAUGCUAACUGCUAGUGGUGCAAGGAAUGUUUUGUCAGUACCGCCCUUCUGAUCUGAUGGUAGAACAGAUAGUUAAGAACCUUAAUUUUUCCCCCUUUUCUGUUCUUUUAUUUUUGUUAUUGUGAAUUAACAUGGCUAGAUGAAAUGGUGAUUUACUCUCUAGUUUGUUGUGAUCAGGAUGAAAAUGUACCACGGGCCAAUGGCAUGGUGUAUCUUUGUAGUAAUGCCUUUGCCCUGGAUUUUUAGGCUGUCUUGCUAAUCUUUUGCUGUUUGAACUUGUCCAUGCCUAACCCUUAUAGUAGGUAACAGCAGUGGAAUUGUAAAAUCUUACUUCCUUGAAUGACCCAUUGGGGUAUCUCAUUCCAUAUCUA
Molecule: messenger RNA, 1706 nt
Organism: Hevea brasiliensis (rubber tree)
Lineage: Eukaryota; Viridiplantae; Streptophyta; Magnoliopsida; Malpighiales; Euphorbiaceae
Exons: 6
Coding region: 149-1327 (392 amino acids)
Cellular component (GO): nucleus
Source: RefSeq, a predicted model, not a curated record